This is a messenger RNA of Hevea brasiliensis (rubber tree), 2196 nucleotides long. RefSeq names its product patellin-4-like. Gene Ontology annotation, molecular function: lipid binding. The transcript has 4 exons. NCBI's taxonomy places the organism in Eukaryota, Viridiplantae, Streptophyta, Magnoliopsida, Malpighiales, Euphorbiaceae. The record is from RefSeq and is a predicted model, not a curated record. Bases 227 to 1963 code for a protein of 578 amino acids.
UUGAAAGUUCUAUAUGUUGCAAGUGGUUAGAUUUGAAUUUAGGAGCUUCUAUUUGCCAGCCAAAUAUAGGAGAGAAAACGGAGGAGCAAAACAGGGGAAAUGAGAGGCUAGUAAUCUUCCUCUCUAAUGUUCUAGUCAAGCUCUAAGCAUACUCUGCCGUUUUUCUCUCGUGCUUUUCCUUGACAUUGAGCAGAGGAAUCACAACAUCUUACAUCAAAAAGUUAUCAUGGCCACCCAAGAGAAGCUGGAAGAGCCACAGAUGGAACAAAACACUGUCCAAAUUCAGCAAGAGGAGGAACCAUCCAAGACUGUCACUGAGAAAGCUAUGGAAACAGUGAAUGCCAAAGACGAAGUGAACAAGGGUGAAUCAAAGGAACAAGAUGAGCAUAAAACAAAGGAUAUUGUAGUGAUUGAGGAGAAAAAGAUGGUAGAUGAAGAGAAUGCUGCUUCACCAAGUGGAAUUCAAAAGAUUUCUUCAUUCAGGGAAGAGAGCAACCUCCUCUCCGAUUUGAAAGAGUAUGAAAAGAAAGCAUUGUCUGAGCUGAGGUCCAAGAUUGAAGAAGCGAUCCUUAAAAAUGAAAUUUUUAAAGAGAAGAAACAGCAAGAAAAGGAAACAUCAUCAACAAAAGAUGAAGAUAAAGAUCAGAAAGAGAAAUCAGCUGCAGCAGACAAGAAAGCAGAUGAUUCUGAAAAGGAGGAGCAACCAAAGCAGCUAGAAGGGGAAAGCGAAGGGGGGACUGCAUCAAAUGAAGGGAAAGAAGAAGAAACUCCCGCGCAAGCGAACACAGAACAAAAAGAAAUAGCUGCAAUAGGAAGCAAGAAAGACUUAACUGAUAAAAAAGUGGAAAAGGAGGAAGAGAUUCCUGAAAGAGGAGAAGAAGCAAAGGAAACCACCAAGCAAGAAGCUGUAGCAGAGCAAAAUAUAGACAAAGAUAUUGCACUUUGGGGAGUACCAUUAUUGCCCAGCAAAGGAGAUAUUAGAACCGAUACCGUACUAUUGAAGUUGUUAAGGGCAAGAGAGUUCAAGGUCACUGAUGCUUUUGAGAUGUUGAUAAACAUUCUCAAAUGGAGAAAGGAAAACAAGAUCGAUUCAAUUUUGGGUGAGGAUAUUGAGGCUGAUCUUGGCCCCAUGGCCUACAUGGAAGGCAAUGAUCGCAAUGGACACCCAUUAUGUUUCAACAUCUUUGCGGUGUUCGGCCAUGAUGAGCUAUAUGGAAAGACAUUUGAAGAGAAACGCGAGAAAUAUUUGAGGAGAAGGAUUCAGCUGAUGGAGAAGGGUAUUCAAAAGCUUGACUUCAAGCCUGGUGGUGCAUCCGCAAUACUCCACAUUAAUGAUCUUAAGAACACUCCUUUACCCACGAAGAAAGAGCUCCGGAAUGCAACAAAGAAAGGAGUUGAACUUCUUCAGGAUAAUUAUCCUGAAUUUGUUGCAAAAAAUAUCUUCAUCAAUGUUCCCUUCUGGUAUUACCCAUACAGUGCUCUCUUCUCACCUUCCUUAUCUCAAAGAACCAAAAACAAAUUCGUCUAUGCUCGCCAGGCCAAGGUCACAGACACUCUGCUCAAGUACAUUGCUGCGUCGCAAAUUCCAGUUCAGUAUGGUGGGCUUAAACGUGAGAAUGAUUCUGAAUUCUCAGUUGAAGAUGAUGCAAAAGAGGCUAUUGUAAAGGCGGGAUCGCACGAAACCAUUGAGAUCCCAGCACCAGAGGCAGGAAACACCUUAAUCUGGGACCUGACAGUGUCUGGUUGGGAAGUGAACUACAAGGAAGAAUUUGUCCCGACUGAUGAGGGUUCAUAUACCAUAAUUGUGCAAAAGGGGAGGAGAAUAACUUGGCAGGAUGGAACAAUUCGCAAUUCUUUCACGAAUAAAGAACCUGGAAAGAUUGUGAUUACAAUUGAAAAUGGAGCAUUCAAGAAGAAGCGGAUUCUGUAUCGAUACAAGACCAAGACUUCAUCAUCCCUUUGAUGCUCCUAGUAAAUUAAGAGCAUAAUUUUCUAAUUUUCUUUUUGGAGUUGAUGGUGAUGUUUGUCUGACAGGAAGAUACAUGGGAAUUUUCAUUUUUUCUUGAAGCACUUCGCAUAUCUUUCAGUUUCAGUUUAGGCAAAUAAUAGGAUCAGAGAUGGGGAAUGUUUGUGUUGACAAGUAUCAGUACUCAGUAUUGAACCUGUCUUCUGGUAUCAAUUUAUUGGUUUGUUUAC